Molecule: messenger RNA, 5142 nt
Organism: Physeter macrocephalus (sperm whale)
Lineage: Eukaryota; Metazoa; Chordata; Mammalia; Artiodactyla; Physeteridae
Gene: ZMYM1
Product: zinc finger MYM-type containing 1
Exons: 10
Coding region: 197-3427 (1076 amino acids)
Molecular function (GO): protein dimerization activity; zinc ion binding
Source: RefSeq, a predicted model, not a curated record
GGUGGGGACUGCGCGACCGUUUUCCGUUGAAGUUCUUUUGAGAAACGUAGCGCGGCGACCGUCGGUGAGAGAAAUUAGUUACAAUCUCAUCAUACUUUUCAAUUAAACUGACUGGAAAGUAGGAAUCUGGAUACUGUUCUCCAAGAAAAAACCCAUUAAUUUGGAACUGGAGGAUUUCAUUGCAUCAGAUAGUAAGAUGAAAGAAUCAACAACAGAUGGUGAAUGUGACAAGGCAGUGGCACCACAACUGAAGAGGCUGGAUGAAAUUAAGGCAGAACCUGACAAUGCUCAGGAGUAUUGUCAAGCCCAGCAGCCCAAAACUCAGGAGAAUGACCUGAAAAUAAACACUACGUUUUCAGACAAUGCUUCUCAGAUGACUACAGGCAUUCAGCUUUCUUUGGCAUCAUCUGGCAUGAAUAAGAUGCUUCCCUCAGUUUCAACCACAGCUAUUCAGGUUUCCUGUUCUGGCUGUAAAAAAAUUCUUCAAAAGGGGCAAACUGCUUAUCAGAGGAAAGGGUCUACUCAGCUUUUCUGCUCCACACCGUGCAUCACUGAAUACAUUUCAUCUCUCAAUUCACCAGCUCUUCCGAAGAGAACUUGUUCAAACUGCUCAAAAGACAUUUUAAAUCUAAAGGAUGUGAUCAGUAUCCAGCUGGAAGAUACUACCACUAGCAAAACUUUUUGCAGCCAAUCUUGUCUUUCAUCAUAUGAAGAAAAAAGAAAACCAUUUGAUACCAUAUGUACUAAUAGCAUUCCAGCCAAGUGCAGCAUGUGUCAGAAGACUACUGUUAAACCAGCCAAAACAGUUACAUCUGUUCUUUGCAAAUCAUUGAAACCCUCAGACGAAAUGAUUGAGACUACCAAUGACUCGGGGAAGACAGAGCUUUUCUGCUCUGUGCAUUGUUUCUCUGCUUACAGUAAAGCUAAGAUGGAAUCUUCUACAGUAAAUGUGUCCAUGGUGCAUGAUGCUUCAACAGAUCUCCUUUCUCCGAAGAAAGAAACAACUCCAGUUAUAAGCAAUAUAGUGUCGUUGGCAGAUACUCAAGAAGCCCUGCCCGUCAUGAGCUCUGAUGUAUUACAAGGUACAGUUUCUUCAGUAACAGCAAAUGUCGUUGAGGAUAUUUCUAAGACUUCACCCAGUGAAUCAAGUAAUGGUGUUGCUAAUAGUAAUGUGGAACAGCCAAGCCUUUCACCAUCUUCUUCAGUACUCAGUCAGCAUACAGCUGGCUCCAGUAUAGAAGUACAAAAAGAUCAUGUGUCAAACCAAGAUGCUACAAACAGUAUGAAAUCAAUGAAAAUAAGCGAUGGACUACGUCACCCAAAAUUUACAUCCAAAGUACAAAAAGUUAAAGGUAAAUCACGAAGUAUUAAAAAAUCUUGGUGUUCAAAUUUUCAGCAAUUAGAAAACAGUAUUAAAAAGGAUGUGAUAUUCUGUUAUUCGUGUCAGUUGUUCUGCCAAAAAAAAUUUAGCUAUGGAGGAGAGUCACUUGCAGCCCAAGGAAUUUCCAAUUGGAAAAAAACUCUGGAAAAAUUCAGAAAGCAUGAAAAAAGUGAAAUGCAUUCAAAGUCAUUGCAAUUUUGGAGGGAAUACCAGUUUUGUGAUGAAGCCGUUAAUGACAGUUUAUCUAAUCAUUCAAAACAGAUUGAGGGAAAUAAAAAAUACCUAAAGCUUAUAAUUGAAAAUAUUUUAUUUCUUGGAAAGCAGUGUUUACUCUUAAGAGGAAAUGACCAGUCUGUUUCAUCUGUGAAUAAAGGCAACUUUUUAGAAUUGUUAGAAAUCCGAGCAAAAGAUAAAGGAGAAGAAAUAUUUCGACUUACGAAUUCACAAGUUGACUUCUACAAUAGUACACAAAUUCAAAAUGAUAUUAUUGAAAUAAUAAAGACUGAAAUGUUACAAGAAAUUGUAAAUGAGAUCAAUGUCUCCUCAGCUUUUUCAAUAAUAUGUGAUGAAACAACUGAUAGUGCCACUAAAGGACAAUUCUCAAUUUGUGUAAGAUACCCACAGAAAACAUCAAAGGCUAUAUUAAUUAAAGAAAGAUUUUUGGGUUUCAUAGAUGUUGAAGAGAUGACUGGGACCAACUUACACAGGAGUAUUAAAACUUACCUGCAGCAAAUUGGAGUUGAUUUGGAUAAAAUACGAGGCCAGGCCUAUGAUAGCACCAGUAAUUGGAGGGGAAAAUUUAAUAAAAUUGCAGCAGAAUUCAAGAAGGAAGAGCCAAGAGCUUUAUACCUGCAUUGUUACGCACAUUUUUUGGAUUUAGCAGUGAUUAGGUUUUGCAAAGAAGUAAAAGAGCUCCGAAGUGCUCUAAAUACUCUCAGUUCUUUGUUCAAUACUAUUCAUGGGGAAAUGUCUGUAAAUUUUCAAAACAUUUAUAAGCUAAGUCAAAACAAAACAUGCAAGAAACCUACAUCACAAUCAUGUUGGACAGUCCAUGAUCGUACGUUACUAUCUGUGAUUGAGGGUCUUCCAGAGGUUAUUGAAACACUGGAAGUUCUAUCAAGCCAUUCUUCAAACACAAGUUUAGCUGAUGAAUUGAGUGAUUUGUUGGCAUUGGUUUCCAAAUUUGAAUUUAUCUUUUGUUUGAAAUUUCUUUAUCGAGUACUAAGUGUUACAGGAAUUCUUUCCAAAGAGCUUCAAAGUGACACCAUAGACAUUUUUUCUUUGUCUUCAAAAAUAGAAGCAAUUUUGGAAUGUUUAUCAUCUGAAAGAAACGAUAUUUAUUUCAAAACUAUCUGGGAUGGAGCAGAGGAAGUAUGUCAGAAAAUAACCUGUAAAGGUUUUGAAGUUGAAAGGCCUUCAUUUCAGAAAAGAAGAAAAAUUCAGAAAACAAUAGAUCCUAGCAAUUCAGACAGUAUGUUUUUUCCUACCUCAACAGAAGAACAAUAUAAAAUUAAUAUUUAUUACCAAGGCUUGGAUACUAUAUUACAAAAUUUAAAAUUGUGUUUUUCAGAGUUUGAUUAUUGUAAAAUGAAGCAGAUUUCAGAACUGUUACUUAAAUGGAAUGAACCGUUAAAUGAAACAACAGCUAAAGAUGUCCAAGAAUUUUAUAAACUUGAUGCAGACAUCAUCCCAGAACUUAGAUUUUAUCGGCAAUAUGCAAAGCUCAACUUUGUCCUAGAUUAUGAUUGCAUCAGCUUCAGCAAUCUUGGCCAUUUGUUUAUUCAGCAUGGUCUUCACAAUAAUAUUCCUAGCAUAUCAAUGCUAUUAUAUAUUGCUUUGUCUUGGCCAGUUACUUCAGCAAGUGCUGAAAAUUCAUUUUCUACACUGUCUCGUCUUAAAACAUAUUUAUGUCAUACCAGGGGACAAGAAAAGCUUAGUGGCUUAGCCCUAAUGGCUGUUGAGCAGGAAUUGGUAAAUAAACUGAUGGAACCUGAAAGACUCAAUGGAACUGUGGAAAAGUUUAUCCUACAGGUGAAAGAAAUAUAAUACUUGCUAACUUGAAUUUACCUGAAAGAAUUUUGUAUUUCCGUUGGAUAUCAGUUUUUAUUUCAAAUUUUUGUCUUUUCAGAAGAAAAGAUUUUUCAUCAGAACAUGUAACAUUCACUUGGUUCAAAAUUCAUGACACAAAAUGAUAUACAGUGGAAAGUCUCCUUCCCUUUUUUAGUACCCAGUUUCCCCUCCCAGAAGUAUUAUCUGUUUUUUAAAUAUCCUUCUGGAGAUACUUAAUCAUAAAUGUACUGUGCAGUGCACAUUGUUCUUCAGCUUGCUAUUUUCACUUAACAUGAUUUUUUGAGAUUGUCCCAUAUCAGUACAUAGAGUUUCUUGAUUCUUUUUUUAAUAACUGCGUAAGAUUUAAUUGUAUGGAUGUACCAUAAUAUAUUGGAGCAGUCCCUACUGACAAACGUUUUCUUUCCAGUCUCUUACUGUUGCAAAUAAUGCUGCAUUUAAUAACCAUGUACAUAGGUCAUGUUGCACAUUAGUGAGUUGCUGUGAGAUAAAAUUUUAAACUGAAGUUAUUAGGUCAGAAGAUUUGUACAUUUUUAUUUUUCAUAGAUAUUGGCAAAUUGCUUUCUAUAAGGAUUGUAUCAUUUUAUACUCCCACCAACAAUGUGUGAGAGUUCCUAUUUCCUCGAAUCUUUAUAAAGUAUUAACAAACAUUUUGAUCUUUGCCAAUCUGUUAGUUGAAUAAUGAUAUGUUAAUCUCUGUGGAGAUUAAAUCUCAACAGAAUUUUUUAUUUUCACUUAAUAAGGUUGCGUAUCUGCUUGAGCCAUUUGUAUUUCCUUUUCUGUGAAAUCUCAUAUAUUAAACAUUAAAACUCUAAAUAUUGCUGUGGUUUUGGUUGACUUAGCUGGAUGACACAAUAGGAAUUCCUAGUCUACCUUAUGAAAAUAUGACUUUUUUAAAUAAUUCUGAAAGAAAGAACUCUUUCUGUCUUAAAACUUUAGAAAAGUUUAGAUAACAAGGGAAAUGUGUUCCUCAAAGAUCUGAAAGAAUUUAGUGGUAGAUAUAUCUGAGGCUGGUUUUCUUUUAUAACUUGUAAUUUUUCUAGAAAGAGCAUCUAUUUCAUUGAGUCCUUUCAAAUGAAUUCGCUUAGAGUUGUAGAAAAUAUUCUCUUAAUUUCUUCUAUGUACCUAUACUUGCUUUCUUCAUUGAUCUUCUAUACACAUUUUCUUUCUUGAUUAGGCCAAAACUAGUGAUUUAUUUUAUUUAGUUGUUUUCCAUACACAUUCUUAGGUUUAUUUAUCAAUUCUACUCUACUUUUUAAUUAUGGUUGAUUUUUAACAUAUAAAAAUAAAAGGACAUAACAAUUAACAUUUAGUCCUAUUAAAUCCUAACAUUUUGCCAUGCUCCAGAUUUUUAUUUCAGAAAUAAAAUAUUAUAGAUUGGGUUAAAGCUCCCUUGCAAAUCUUUUCCUGAUGAUAUUUCUGUUUUUCCCCAGAGGCAAUGAUUAUUUGGUGUGCAUCAUUCCAUGCAUAUAUAAUUUUAUACUUAAUACAUAGCCUUGUUGCACAUGAUUGUAAGCUUUAUAUAAAACUUUAAGUUGCAUUGUGCUUAUCUUUCUGCAGUUUGCUUUCUUUCACUCAGUGUUGUUUGAGAUUUAUAUGUGGAUUUCUAGUUCAUUUAUUCUAAUUGCUGAAUACCAUUCCAUUAUAUGAGUAUACAAGUUCAUCCUUUAUUUGUUUAUUUAUUUAUUUAUUGU